This is a messenger RNA of Labeo rohita (rohu), 2617 nucleotides long. RefSeq names its product plexin-C1. The record is from RefSeq and is a predicted model, not a curated record. Gene Ontology annotation, cellular component: semaphorin receptor complex. The transcript is spliced from 15 exons. Bases 1 to 1773 code for a protein of 590 amino acids. Gene Ontology annotation, biological process: regulation of cell shape; regulation of cell migration; regulation of GTPase activity. Lineage: Eukaryota; Metazoa; Chordata; Actinopteri; Cypriniformes; Cyprinidae. Gene Ontology annotation, molecular function: semaphorin receptor activity.
AUGUAUGAUUACAUAAUGCUUGUAUGUUUGUUCAUUUUGACAGAGUUUGUUGACUUGCAAACAGAAAAAUCAGAUUUAAUCGAUAACGUUGGAGCCAUACCUUUCCUGGAUUACAAGCACUUUGCCUCAAAAAUCUUUUUUCCUGAGGCUGGUACUCUGGCAGCCGUCAUGAUCAGAGACAUUGGGCAGGACUCUGAGAAGACGACUGUAGAUGAGAAAUGUCAGGCUUUUGCCACACUGAUCAGAGAUAAGCAGUUUCUCAGUUGUUUCGUGCACGCGUUAGAGGAACAGAAGAACUUCAGCAUAAAAGACAAAUGUACAGUGGCAUCUCUGUUGACUUUGGCGCUCCAUGGAGACCUGCUUUAUCUUACAGAGGUAAUGGAGGACCUUCUGCAGAGUCUGAUGGACCAGUCCAGCAAUGCAAAUCCCAAACUUCUCCUGCGCCGCACAGAGUCCAUAGUGGAGAAGCUUCUGACCAACUGGAUGUCCAUCUGUCUGUAUGGCUUUCUCAGGGAAUCAGUAGGACAGCCUCUCUUCCUGUUGGUGUCAGCUCUGACUCAGCAAAUCUCAAAAGGCCCAGUGGAUUCGGUGACAGAGAGAGCUCUGUACACACUCAACGAGGACUGGCUUCUCUGCGAAGCGCAGAACUUUGAGGCCCUGAAACUGAAGGUGGUGUUUGCUGUGGGGACUGGAGGAGAGGUCAGUGAACACUUAGAGGUCAACGCAUUGACUUGUGACACAAUACAACAGGUCAAGGAGAAAAUCUUACAGACCUUCCAGCGCAAGUUUGGUUUCCCCUUCCAGCCGAUCAGGAAUAUAGAAAUCGAAUAUGAAAAGGAAGGGCAGUUUGUCAUGCUACAGGAAGUUGAUGAGACCUCAGAGAUUCGAGGGCAUGUCACCAUGUUGAACACUCUAAAGCAUUAUCAGGUUGGAGAUGGAGCAUGCAUUAAAGUUAUCACAACAAAUGUACAUGCCCCGUUGAGGUCUCAGAGCAGUGUGAAGGAUGAUGAGAACUUUGCUGUCAAGUACUUUCAUCUGGUUGAUCCAGAUAUUGAUAUAGACUUGAGCAAACAUCCAGAGAAAAAAGCACUAAAAUUCAAAGAGAUGUACCUCACCAAGCUGCUCUCCACCAAGGUGGCAGUCCAUUCUUUUGUGGAGAAUCUGUUCAGGAGCAUCUGGGGACUAUUACCUAACAACAAGGCCCCAUUGGCAGUCAAGUACUUUUUUGACUUCCUAGAUGCACAAGCAGAGAGAAAAAAAAUCACAGAUCCAGAUGUUCUUCACAUCUGGAAAACAAACAGCCUUCUGCUUCGUUUCUGGGUGAACAUCCUGAAGAACCCUAACUUUGUGUUCAGUGACAUGGAAAAGACGCCUCACCUGGAUGGCUGUCUGUCCGUCAUCGCUCAGGCCUUCAUGGACUCGUUCUCCCUAGCUGAGCAACACCUGGGAAAGCAUUCACCAACCAAUAAGCUACUCUACGCCAAAGACAUCCCUCAGUACAAACAAGAAGUGAAGUCGUAUUACAACUUAGUGAAGGACCAGACUUCUAUUAGCAACCAAGAGCUGAAAACAUUUCUUCAAGAAGAGUCAAAGAAACAUCAAAAUGAGUUCAAUGAAUCCGCAGCUCUGCGUGAACUCUGCAAAUACAUGCUCCGCUACUUCAGUGAGGUUUCUGCGAAACUGGAACAGACAGAUGCCCCCGAAAGGUUGAAAGAGGACAUGCAGAACGUGAAGGAGCUUUUUGAAAACAUGAAGCGAAGUGGUUGGUGUUGAAAGUCCUGAUCUUGUUAUUCAAAUGGCUAUUCACACUGCAUUUGGUUUAUUUUAAGCUGGUCAUUAAACUAGACGCAUCUCCCUCAUCAUCAGCCAUGUAUUAAAAAAAAGACAGAUUCACUUCUGUUUACUGGACACUGUAGAGACCAAGUGAAUGUAAUGUAUAUUGAUGAAUUUUUGAGAGGAACUCAUUGUUGAGCUUAUAUUGGACUAACACCGAGCUGCCUAUACAGUACAUCUCAAACCCAUGACUUUGUAAUGCACUGCAAUGCAAAACUGAAUGAUUUAUAUGGUUUAAUUAGAUUUUUCUGCUUUUUAAAACAUGUAUUAUUUUACUACAGAAUCUGCCUCUAAUGCAUUUAUCUGCCAUGUCCAGCACUGAAUGUUCCUCUUUUUUGAGGAUAUUAUUCUUGUAAUUUGCAUAUAUUAUUGAAGUGUGUAUAGUUUUAUGUGGUGAGACGCCUCUUACAGCGUUUUCACUGGUCAAAUGUGUUCCUUUGUCGCCCUCUAUUGGUUAUACUAGUUUGUAUAACUACUUGCAUUAGACAAUUUCAGGAGCAAUUAGAGACAAUUUUAAGGACAGAAAUGAUGUAUUAAUGAAUUUACAUUAUCCAUAAGGAGUAAUACUCAGAACGAUUGCCAGUAUAUUUUUAAAUGUUAGGGGAGAUAUAUAAAAGUAUGCAGAGAGAGUGAAUUUGUAUGGUGUUUUGUUAUUUUCUUUCUUUUUCUAAUCUAAUGUAUGACUUCUAAUAUAUUGAUAGGGUUAGGUUUACUAUUUGCCCAUUUUUGUUGAUGAGUAUGACAUUUCAGAAUAAUGAUAAAUAAAUGAAUUAUAAUUGUUGUA